Molecule: messenger RNA, 5159 nt
Organism: Salarias fasciatus (jewelled blenny)
Lineage: Eukaryota; Metazoa; Chordata; Actinopteri; Blenniiformes; Blenniidae
Gene: adgrd1
Product: adhesion G protein-coupled receptor D1
Exons: 26
Coding region: 425-3154 (909 amino acids)
Biological process (GO): cell surface receptor signaling pathway; adenylate cyclase-activating G protein-coupled receptor signaling pathway
Cellular component (GO): plasma membrane
Molecular function (GO): G protein-coupled receptor activity
Source: RefSeq, a predicted model, not a curated record
UUCCCACGUUCAGUCCAACAAACCAAUACGCCUCCUCGGAGCUUCUCCUUGCAUUUUCCAGAUGCAGGCACUGAAACUCAAAGGGACAACUGCUACUUCGAUGUGAAAAGACAGACCUCGGAUUACAGACUUCUGCCUGGACGCUGGAUCUUCACAUUUCAUCAUGACUGAAGAACUUCAUACGUCUUUUUAUCUCCUCCUCCUCCUCCAACUGUAAAUUGAACCCAUUGUUUCAGCAGGCUGUCCUUAUUGUUAUUUAGUCUUUUUCUUUCUUUCUUUUUUUUUUUCAAACCUUGGACGCAUGGACUGAUCACAAGUUUUAUCCUCUUGGAAUAAUGAGUGACUCUUCUUGGACUCUUUUUCAUGCUGGGAAUUAAGCUGCUUUACAAAAAAGACACUGCAUCUGGUACAUUUCACAGAAGCUAUGGAAAUUUGUUUGCGUUUUCACCUUUUUACAGCUUUUGUCUCCUUUAUUAAGGUAUAUGCUCAAGAGGUGCAACCUGUCAAGCAUCCAGGCCUGCAGGUGUUGGCCACCGCUUCGCACUAUUGGCCGCUCGAUGCCGUGGACGGGAUCCAUGAACUGUGGGACCAAAUUGGAAACAGACCAGGUUAUGUUAACGGGAGUAACAUAACUCUCAGAAUCCACAACCACACUGUGCUCCCCUCUUCCCAUAACUCUUCCUAUGUGUAUACCAAUGACUCUGCAUACACUAACAUUUCUGCAACAGUAGACAUCGUUGAAGGGAUGGUCAACAAAGGGAUCUAUCUGGAUGGAGAUAAUGGCGGCACCUUUCUCCACUUUGGAAACUACCAGAACACGUGUAUCAGCGACCCUACUUUGUGUGGUCCAGAGGGAAUUACCUUCUCCUUUUUUUGGAAAAACCACGAGGAAGAGUCCCGUUUUGCUGUUUCCUCCGGAGGGAAAGUUAUCUCUAACGGUUUCUCAGUCUACGCUAAUCCCUUCGUUGGAUUUGUGGAGUUUUACACUCGAGGCAACAACCACAGAUGGAAGGCCAACAUCAGAGUUCCAGGCCCAUUCUGGACACACAUUCUCUUUACGUGGACUCGAAGCGAUGGUCUUAAGGUCUAUAUCAAUGGGACUUUCACUGCUGGUGACUCUGAGGGCAGCGUCUCAGAGAACUACGGCGAUCCCCAUCCUGACCUGGUCAUCGGGACUGGCAACAGCAGGAAAUAUGGCCACUACGUGACCGGGGCCUUUGAUGAGUUUGUGAUCUGGGAAAGGGCCCUCUCACCUGAGCAGAUCUCACUCUACUACAAUGCCGCUAUAGGCCAGGCAAUGAUCCCGCUCACAACACCCAGCGUGUCGAAAGAAGUCCUUUCCACUGCACCGACGACCACAGCCACGGAAGUAAGUUUCCCCGUCAGCGAUCUCGUGGAGGUCCAGAGCUCCCAGGAUCCCAAGUCCAUACCAGUGCUGGGCUUCCUGAAGGCGCUGCCCAACAAGACCAUUCCUCAUAACACCGCCAACAACCUCACACAGGCUUUUCUCAAAAGUGUGGAAGAAGUGCUUUCCUCUCCAGGAUUGCCCGAGCAGUCCACUCCUGUGGUCAGCGGCCUGAUUGAGACGGUGGACAGAGUGAUGGAUCAUAUGGUGACUAACCUGGAGCCCAGCCCGAACUCACACAUCUCCCUGGGUGGAACGUCUUUGGUUGCAGAUUACUCUCUGAUGAAAUUCCCACAAAACUACAACCUGCAGCAUUACCGCUUCCCCACAGAGGGCAAGAACUACAUCUCCGUGCCUGGGGAGGCCUUCGCCAUGCAAUCUCAAACCACCAUCGUCGGCCUUUUCUACCACAACAUGCACAGCUACUACAGAGAAAUCAGCCCAAUCAAAACCAGGAUUAAUGAAGCCAAUGAUUUCAAGGAUCACAGGAUCCUGGUGGCAAGCUGUCUGAUAUCUCUCAAAGUGGAGCCUUUACCGGCCUUGUCCGUCAACCUGUCCGGCACGCCGCUCAUCAAGAUCGUCCUCACCCAUGUCCUGACGAAAGAGCAGCAGGAUCAAGUCCUGAAUCAGAGCAAUAAUGUCUUCCUUUACUGCGCCUUCUUGGACUACAGUUCGAAUGAGGGCGUGUGGUCCAACGAGGGCUGCGUGCGCUCAGGUGGAAACAUGACGUAUUCUGUGUGUCUCUGCAAUCACCUCACCAACUUUGCCAUUCUGAUGCAGGUGGUGCCUUUAAAGCUCACCACUGGCCACAGGGUGGCGCUGGCAACCAUUGGUUACGUUGGCUGCUCCAUCUCCAUCUUCUGCCUCACCAUCACUCUGGUUACCUUUGCAGUCUUGUCGUCGGUGAGCACCAUCCGCAACCAGCGCUACCACAUCCAUGCCAACCUGUCCUUCGCAAUCCUGGUGGCUGAGAUUUUACUGCUCAUCAGUGCUCGCUUUGACCCGGGCACGCUGCCUUGCAAGAUAAUGGCUGUCCUGCUCCACUUCUUCUUCCUGAGCGCCUUCGCCUGGAUGCUGGUGGAGGGCCUCCAUCUUUACAGUAUGGUGGUCAAGGUCUUCGGCUCUGAAGGCAGCAAGCACUUCUACUACUAUGGCAUUGGCUGGGGUUCUCCGUUGGUGAUCUGUGUGGUGUCCAUGACGUCAGCCCUGGAAAGUUACGGUGAAACAGACAACUGCUGGCUGUCCCUGAAGAACGGAGCCAUUUGGGCUUUUGUAGCACCGGCUCUGUUUGUCAUUGUGGUGAACAUAGGGAUUUUGAUAUCGGUGACCAGGAUCAUAUCUCGUAUCAGCGGAGAGAACUACAAAGUCCACGGAGAUGCAAACGCAGUCAAACUGACUGCGAAGGCAGUGGCUGUGCUCCUGCCUAUAUUAGGGAUCUCCUGGAUAUUCGGCGUCCUUGCUGUCAACACACACUCUUUGCCUUUCCUCUAUAUUUUUGCUGUAUUCAACUCAUUACAAGGGUUCUUUGUCUUUUUGUUUCACUGUCUUCUCAACUCUGAGGUUAGAGCUGCUUUCAAACACAAAACCAAGGUGUGGUCUCUCACCAGCAGCUCCAUCCGAAAUAUCAAUGUGAAACCAUUCAACUCUGACAUCAUGAAUGGAAACAAAGAGGACGUGACUCCUACAAAGAUGAACACGUGGGACAAAAGCACCAACUCAGCCAACCGUAUCGACCUCUCAGCCGUGUAGGGCUCCAGAUCGCUGUUUGAGUCUGUGGCUGGAGAGUAAUCCGAAGCUCAGUCGAGUGGAAUGGCAAACACUGGCCAGAGUAUUUUCCCACUGCGUUAUGUAAUAAAUUCGACACUCAUCCACUCCAGUGAAGGCGAUACCAAAAGAGGCAUGCUGCAGCUGAAUGAUAGCUGCGGCAUUCUGAACAGCGAGACUGUUGAAGCUGUGCCUUAGUUUUCUUUCAUUAUAAAUAAAUAAACAAAUAAAACAGAGAGUUCCUAAGCAGGCUACAAAAGCAGGUCUAUCGUCUGUUAGCUAUCCUAGGAGAAGGUCAGUAAAGUGAUAGAGGGAUCCAGGGAUUCAGGGUAUGGAAAUAAAACUCGGCAGAACAGAGCAUCUCAGUUUAUCCAUUUCAUGGACCAUCUGCUGUAAUCAGGCUUAUCUGCCCUCCUGCUCAGAAUUAGCUGAAGAUAUGAACAGUAUUCAUGCGUUCCUGCAAAUGUUUUACCACCCUUUGAAUUGUUUCACAGAGAGUCAAAUGUGUGCCUCAAUACCUCAGUGAUUGUGACAGAAUACCCAUGAUUUCAGUCCAGGAGACUUUAUAUGUGGAGUUUGCAUGUUCUCUCUGGGUGUUCCGAUUUUCUUCCAUUGUCCAAAAACAUAGUUUUGAGAUUAAUUGGUGACUCUUAAAAUUCCAUAGUUGUGAAUGUUUGUGUUUUUGUUUGUUUCUUUAUGUUUGCCUGGCGAUGGCCCGGUUAAAUCAAUUGUUGAUUAUUACAUAUGAGCAGCUGUGACUGACUCGAAGUUGGAUAAAAACUGUUUUGUAGGUGGUUUGCUGGAUGAGCUCACAGAUAGUCAAACAAAUUUAAUACUCACUCUGUAACGAACAACUGAAAUGCAUUUGGCUAUUGUACGACUUAUCAGUCGGAUUAAAUUUAUUUCAUUUUCUGAUCUUCAUCUAACUCUUGGCAGGAAUGCAAAUAUGCUUCUCUUUCAUGAUGUCAAAGGGUCUUACUAAAUCCCACAGGAAAAGAUUCAUAACCUGAAAUGUGUUAAACAAUAACAUCAAUACAUAUUUCAUGCUUGAUUUAAUUACGAAACAUUAAAUACAUUCAAAUUUAUAAUGUUGACAGAUUGUUUUUUCUGUCUGAGUGCAGUUGGGUUCAAAUGCAAAACAUUGAGUAGAAAAAGGACUAAGGAAAACAUUACAUUUUCCUAAAAUAUCUUAUUAAAUUUAUGCCUUAAGACUAUGACAAAGUGUUACACCACCUGUUAACAAUAUUAAUCAUCACAGUGGACAAACUGCAGAUUUAAUCUGAAUGAACUUCUCCAGUAUUCACCUAAAUCACACAGCUUUAAUCUAGUUCUGCUGACAGCACAACACGAUAACUGCACAGUACCCACCAAUGACGUAACAGUAGAUUACACUCUGAUAUAAUGUAUUUAUUUAUUUUGUGAUUCUGGGUUCUUCAUCAUGUCCUCCGUAAACUGUCACAGCUCAACAAUCAAUGUGUUCUCAUGUUAGGAUCUGUGUUUGUUUUCCCCUCCUUCAGUGAUUUGACUGGCAUAGUUGCAGUACCUCACACUGAUAGCUAGCUGUUAUAUGUAAUGCUUUUCGAGGAAUAGUGAACAUUAGUUUUGUAUUGAAUACAGUUCUGUGAAGUUUUAUGUUUUAUGUCAUUGCCACUUUCUUUUAAAUUUUCUUACUUUUUUUUUUUUUGUAAAAUUGAAUAUGAAUUAUGUUCCACAUCAGAGGGACUUUAUAUGGUUGUUGCUUUUCUUUUUAAACUGUGAGAAUUGAGGGAGAUGGGAUUGUUUGAAAGUCAUUGAUUUUACACUGUACCAACAUGAAGUCUCCUCAGACAGGAUUUACUGUAAGUCUCUCUGCACUUACAUAACACGUCAUAUCUAACGGUAAAUAUUCCAGUUUUUCUCAGCUUGUAUAUGGCUUUUAAUGACUGCUGUUGUACGGUACUAUGGUUUGUGCUUCCACUUAUCUCCAUUAAAUAAACUGUUUAUGACCAGA